This is a messenger RNA of Aspergillus niger, 288 nucleotides long. RefSeq lists its product as hypothetical. The record is from RefSeq and is a predicted model, not a curated record. Bases 1 to 288 code for a protein of 95 amino acids. NCBI's taxonomy places the organism in Eukaryota, Fungi, Ascomycota, Eurotiomycetes, Eurotiales, Aspergillaceae. The transcript is spliced from 2 exons.
AUGGGACCGACAGACAAGCCAGACAAGACACGACCGGCCGAUGACCCCAGGGAAGCGUAUGAGGAACUCCCGUUAAUUAGUGCCAAAGGUAGUUCGAACAGACCAGACCAGGUAAGGUACCUGGUCGACACUUUUCGACAACUCGACAGUUUUGACCCUCGCGACAGACAGACAGACAGUCAGACAGACAGACAGUCAGUCAGUCAGUUUCCACGCCGCUGUGAAGGUCCGUCUAAAGGUUUAGUCAAGAAUUACGGGUCCAACCACGCCCAACCAGGCCAAGGGUAA